AUGUCUUAUCACUUAGGUACCAAUCUGUUAAAAGAGCUUAAAAAACUAGAUGACAAAGUUUUGCUUGUUGAAGUUCAACUUCUCGAGAGCCAAAUUUAUUACCGAGUUGGCAAUUUGCAACGCUCCCGAGCUGCUCUCACCUCAGCGCGCACCACUGCCAAUGGUAUUUACUGCCCACCAAGGCUUCAGGCCUCAUUGGAUCUUCUUUCAGGUUCGUGGAUACCUUAA
Protopolystoma xenopodis is the source of this 228-nucleotide messenger RNA. The record is from the annotation of a GenBank genome assembly. NCBI's taxonomy places the organism in Eukaryota, Metazoa, Platyhelminthes, Monogenea, Polystomatidea, Polystomatidae.